Messenger RNA from Macadamia integrifolia, 471 nucleotides. RefSeq lists its product as uncharacterized. The record is from RefSeq and is a predicted model, not a curated record. Lineage: Eukaryota; Viridiplantae; Streptophyta; Magnoliopsida; Proteales; Proteaceae. Bases 1 to 471 code for a protein of 156 amino acids. The transcript has 2 exons.
AUGGCGCCACUUGCUUCCCGUGGCACCCUUAUUAUAUUCCAGUGGACAAGACGGGAGAACACAGAAGGCAUUCAACUUUCAAAUUUACAGAAGCCAAAACCACACUUGAUCACCAUGGCAGCGAGCUAUCUAGCGAAGAACGCAUUAAUCAUCAACGUGUCCAAGUCCUUCCCUCAAAACCCUUCUCUUUCUCUUCAAUGUUUCUGUUUAUCGUUGAUGACUUGUUAUGUGGUGCAUGGAUCGCAGCAAGAUCGAAAUGAAGCAGAAGAAAUGUCGAAGAAGACAUCCAAUAUGUCCGAAAGGGUGAAGGAUAUUGUGAAGGAAGGGACCGAAAGGGCGAAGGACACAGCCAAACAGAAAGCAAGGGAAUUCCAAGAUUCCACGAGCGACGUGGUAGGUAAUAUGAAGGAGAAUACGAAGCAAGGAAUGGAGAGGACAACGGAGACGGCACAUGUAGAAACGCAACCCUAA